CUCAGCGUCAAUGUUACCCCAGACGACUGGCUCUGUAUAUUGGCGCAUUGUUUGCAUUUGUCUCGAUUGAUGUGAUGAUGGGGCCAAUGAUACAAGGUAGAGUUAUCUCGAGAGAACAGCUCAGCUACCUGGGAAAGGUAUAUAAGUAGGCAGCGAGUACAGCCCAGUUGUUUGAACAGACAAGAAAACCAAAAACAAUAACAAUCAAACAACCUUCUAUCCAUCAAAAUGAGAUUCGAGACUAUCUUCUUGCUUGCCCUUGGAGGCGUCGCUUCUGCUACCCGAAGCGCAGUCGUCGAAGGAACCACCAUUUAUGCUGAUGGAACCACCAUCUGGGCUGAGAACAUCACGCCCGCACCCUCCGUGCCUCAAGCGACCAGGACUGCAGACAUUGACGGAACUACCAUCUACUACGACGGCACCACCCUCUGGACUCUCGCAGUGGUGACGGCUACCGUACACUGAUCGACAUAUAAUCAACUAUGGCCUAUUUGAUUAUACAUAUUGGUGACGGAUUAAGUGGCUGGCACUUGUGGGGGGGACGGAUGUGAUGUUAUGAAGGCAGGUCUUUUAUUCGAUGUCAGAUAAUUGGAAUGUGUUACGCCUCUCAAUACGAAGAAACUUGAA
Aspergillus candidus is the source of this 627-nucleotide messenger RNA. RefSeq lists its product as uncharacterized. The coding region runs from base 229 to 465 and encodes 78 amino acids. The record is from RefSeq and is a predicted model, not a curated record. The transcript has 2 exons. NCBI's taxonomy places the organism in Eukaryota, Fungi, Ascomycota, Eurotiomycetes, Eurotiales, Aspergillaceae.